AUGAAUUUUGAAAACAGAUGGGUCUUGAGAUCCGCUCUGAACUUCGCAAGUGAUGGAGAAGUAGAUGGAGAAGUAGUCAGAGAAGUAGGUAGAGAGUUCCAGAGAAAAGGACCAGAAAUGGAUUUGAACUUCGCAAGUGAUGGAGAAGUAGUCAGAGAAGUAGGUAGAGAGUUCCAGAGAAAAGGAUCAGAAAAAGCAAAAGCAGAUUUGGCAAAAGGGUGUUUACCACGAGUUAAGAAAAAGCGAGAAGAAGAAGACGAUCGUAAACCGGGGCGUUUAGGCAUGAGUGACUUUCUUUGCUUUGGUGAUUUUAUAAGUUUGUACUGUGAAGAAACUGAAGGAUACGUCUACAAUGCGCAAACCAGCGCUGCAUUCAACAGCAUAUACGUUUAUCAGUGGCAAGACAGAGAGAAACCAAAGCAUGUGCCUUGCCCGCAAGCCAUUCAGUUUCAGAUUUGCAUUCAAAAUCGAUACAAACUGAACAAGAAGUACCGCAAACUUCUGCAAACGAGUGCUGACGAAGUCGAGAGUCUUGAGUUGAAGACGUUGAAGGCUCAAGCCAAGUUUGCAGCGGACGCAGAGAACGAUGAUAACGUGGCCGAACAGAAAAGACAACAUGGCAAGAGACUAAAGCACAUGUUCACGGAUAAAUUCAUCCACAUUAGUACUACAACCACAAGCAGAAGGGACAAAAAUAAUAUGCUUGUGCACCUGCUGGCAUACAAUGGAAAGCACGCUCAGAUCAAGAUACUGCCCAGGUACAAAGUUAAGACAGAAGGAGAAUCAGUGCAAAUAUUUGACCAAAUAAUAUUCGAGUCGGUCAAAUCUCCCGGUCAGUUCUUCCACGUCAGCGCUCCAUGGAAGAUUGACAACUUUUCUGUCGGGUCGGAGUUGAACCUUGGAGUUCAGCCUGCUGGUUUCACGGUAGUCAAAUGUUACAGACACUCUGAUGAGCAGAAGGAAUAUCUGAGGGUGCAUGAAUAUAUGAUUGCAUGA
Molecule: messenger RNA, 996 nt
Organism: Helobdella robusta
Lineage: Eukaryota; Metazoa; Annelida; Clitellata; Rhynchobdellida; Glossiphoniidae
Exons: 9
Coding region: 1-996 (331 amino acids)
Source: RefSeq, a predicted model, not a curated record